This is a messenger RNA of Closterium sp. Yama58-4, 2556 nucleotides long. The record is from the annotation of a GenBank genome assembly. NCBI's taxonomy places the organism in Eukaryota, Viridiplantae, Streptophyta, Zygnematophyceae, Desmidiales, Closteriaceae.
AUGUCCAGGAUGAUCACUCGUAAUGGUGGUGUUCGUCCCGCUGACGGGUCGUCUGCAGUGACCCAGGACAAGGCUAAGGAGUCAACGCUGGUGGCUGAUGCUUCUGCUGCGUCGUCGGUCAAGCGUACAACGGAUCUGUUCACGGAAGCGGACAAGGAGGCUCUUCAGCCUGGCGGAACGGCUCAAGGCAUUAAAGACGCAGCGCGUCACUUACUUGCGACGGCGACUUCCGAUCGUGCUGUCCUACCUCAGAAGGAAGGUUCAGUUGCGUCAAAACCUGCAACUGGAGCGGGGGAGGCUGGUCAGCACCAGGACAAGGCAGAGGGGGUUACUGCUGUGGCUACGGCUGACAAGGAUGAUGAGGAUGACGGUUACCUCAGUGAUGAUCCUGAGGAGCGUUAUGAGGCUGCAGCGAAGGGCGAGGUGGCGCAGCGUGUCCGCUUUGCCAUCACUCUGCUGGUUCCCGUUGAGUUCAAGAUGGAGGUGACGCGGGUGCAAGCGACUCUGCGUGCGCUUUUCGGAAUCUGGAAGAAGGACUUGGGGGUUGACGUGCAGACAACUACCAAGUUUCAAGAGUUGGAUGUGAAACCACAUCAGUCUGGCAGGUUGCUGCAUGUCAGGGUGAGGUGGGGGACGAGACUGGUACGGCUGGUUGCGCUGUACUUCCCAGGACAGGCGCCGCCAAGGGGAGUCUUCCUGGGCUCUGCCUUCAAGGAGGUUGCAGCCAGCUUGCCUAGGGGGGAGGACCUGUUGGUGGCAGGGGAUUUCAACAUGAUUGAGGACCCGAGCCUGGAUAAGUCGAAUCGGCAGGGUGUGACAGGGGACAACAACAGAAUGAAGCAGAUGCUAUCUGACUUCCAUGUCAAGGAUGUUUUUCGGGAGUUCUAUCCGGAUGAGAGGCAAUUUACCUUCUACUGCAGAUCGGCGAAGGUCAGCUCGAGGAUUGACAGGGUGCUGGCGUCGCAAUCGCUGAUGCAUUUGGUGGCCCGGGUGUCUCACCAGUGGUUGCCGAUGGGGUUGACAGACCACAAAUACGCUGUCCGGAAGCCGGGGGUGAAGGCGGCGAUAGACGAUGUGGUCCGGAAGCAGGGAGAAGGGGGCUGCACGGACUUUGACAAGCUGUCAAGGUGUUUAAACGCUCGCCUGCGGAAAUAUGACAAGGAAGAGAGAAAGAGGGUCAGGCAGACGCGGAGAGCCUUAGAGUCGCAAGUAGAUACGUUGCAGCGCAGGGUCAUGGCGGACCCGGGGGAUGAUGCGUCGCAGGCUCUACUGACCACCCGGGAGGCGAUGCUGAAGAGGAAGGCAAAGACGGGUAUUAAGGAGCUGGUACGAGAUGGGGUUAGCUACUCCGAUGCGAAGGCCGUGCUCGGUAAAGCCACAAGGCAUUUCAAGAUGGCGUUUGAUGUUGGCUCUGUAGGCGGUGAUGAGGCGCGGUUGCUGCGGUGGACGCCGCGGAGAGUGCUGGAGGAUGCAUCGGCAGAAGAGCUGACUCGGGACUGGACAGAGAAGGAGGUCAGACAGGCGAUAAGGGAGCUGGCGAACGACAAGUCCCCUAGGAAGGACGGGUUACCUAAGGAGCUGUAUCAGGUUCACUGGGAGUCGUUGAAGGGCCCAGUGAUGAAGAUGGUCACGGGUUUGAUGGAGACGGGGGACUUACCGGAGGUGGUGAACGAGGCGGUUACGGUCCUGCUGUACAAAAAGGGAGAUGAAACGGACUACGGGUUCCUGCCACGGAAGAGACUUACGGAUGCGGUGUCGUUGGUAGCGGAUUUAAUCGACGCGACCAAGAACAAGAACAGGGACUGGUACCUCCUGCUGAUCGACUUUGAGAAGGCGUAUGAUUCGGUGCGUCGGGAUUUCAUGCUGGAGACGAUUGCGAAGAUGGGUCUUCCACCGCGGUUUGUUGGCUGGAUCGAGGCACUACACAAAGAUGGGUGCCCGCUGGCUCCUUACCUGUUCUUGUGCGCGGUGGAGCCACUAAGCCGCUUGGUGGAGGAACGGAGGCUGGGAAUAGGGGAGGAAGGCUGUGAGCGGCUGGCGUACAUCGGGUAUGCAGAUGAUACAACGUUGCUGCUGGACGGCGAGCAUCAGCUGAAGGAAGUGGAGCAGGUGCUGAAGGAGUUUGCAGAGGCGUCAGGCCUGAAAGUGAAUAAGGGGAAGUCGUCGCUCCUGCCACUGGGGUGCAACGUGGAUAAAUGCGCGCCAGAUGGAACGGAGUUCAAGUGGGUGAAAAAAGACGAAGCGGAAAGGCUGUUGGGGGUUUGGAUAACGCCAGGAGGGAAUGGGGAGAUCACGUGGGAGAAGGCAUUUGACAAGGCAGCGGGAGAGUUAAGAAAGUGGCAUAGCAAGUAUCUCACGACGGGUGCGCGGGUGACGAUUAUCAACAGCUAUGUGCUGCCGGUGUUCAUCUUCCAGGCCCAGGUGUACCCGCCGGAAGACCUGCUGUGGAAGAGAGUGGAAACACUGAUUGAGAAUUUUGUGUCAGGAAAUCACGCGGACACGGGGAGGCAUUUCAGGUUAUGGAGUGGGGAUCUGAUUUACGCACCAAGGGAGUAG